Maniola jurtina (meadow brown) is the source of this 7370-nucleotide messenger RNA. RefSeq names its product probable Rho GTPase-activating protein CG5521. The coding region runs from base 148 to 5739 and encodes 1863 amino acids. Lineage: Eukaryota; Metazoa; Arthropoda; Insecta; Lepidoptera; Nymphalidae. Gene Ontology annotation, biological process: positive regulation of GTPase activity; regulation of small GTPase mediated signal transduction. The record is from RefSeq and is a predicted model, not a curated record. Gene Ontology annotation, molecular function: GTPase activator activity. Gene Ontology annotation, cellular component: cytoplasm; nucleus. The transcript is spliced from 35 exons.
UUUUGCGAUGACUUUUUAUGAAGAGAAAACUCAAUACACAACCGACAAAUGCAGUGAAAACUUAACAAAAAAACCAUGUGAAAUUACUGUUUUCCUAUCGUAAUAAUGAAAACAGUUAUAAUAUAAAUCUGCUUAGACACCAACGAGAUGUUUACCAAAAAAUCACAUCAGGAUGUUAAGAAAUCAACAGUUAAAAUUCAGGAUUCUAAAAAGGACUCUACAACCAGGCUUAAACAUUUAAAGAUUGUUUUAGAACAUUUUGAUGCUGAUGAAGCGAAAAAUUACUUUGAAAACAACUUUAGCCAUGUUUAUUUUAUUUUGUAUGACAAUUUCAUAUUAGCGGAAAACAACCUUCGACAAAGAGAACUUCCGUUUCACCUAGUUCACAAAGCUGGUAGAGAAGAAUUGGAAGGGGCUCUAUCUCUUCUAGAGAAAGUAUUAUGUCUUCUACCAGAGCUGAUCGGCAAAAGAUGGCAGUUGCAUUCUUUGACGCGAAUAUUCUCGAAACUUCUACACAGUGGCAAUUCACAAAAACUACGAGCAGAUUCCAUAAAAUUUUUCCUCUUAUGGUAUCAAGCUCUUGGCGACAAUGCUCCUCCGGAAGUCAACAAGAUGUUUGCGUCACUCGUACCGGGAUUACCUGACACAUGUUUACCCACAAUAGGUUCCCCUUUCAAACCAAAGCCAUUUGACGUAGUAACCAACAUAACGAGUGAGUCGGGCGAUAUUAAGAUGGAAGACAUCUUGCAACAUCCAAACUUUACUACAGAUAAUGCAAAGAAAGUUGUAGUUGAACAAACCCCUACAGGGAUAAUGGGAAAAUUAGCUAAUGUGUCAGCGUCUAUAUUCCAUGAUACAAAUGCUUUGAACCCAGUCCAAAGUGUUGAUAUACAGCCCUUAUUGCCAGCCAGUGCCAAUGAGAGACCAGUGGAGAAUGAGACGAAGUAUUUUUUUGAAAUACUACUAGAUGGCAUGGCAACUACGGUGACGAAAAUUCAUUGGAAAGACAGGUCGCAUGCGAAAGCGAUGAGGAGCUUCGCGUUUCUGUUAGAAAAGUUUAAAAUGUACUACUUACCGAUAAUAUGUCCGCAGUUCAAUCACAAAAACUCGUUGUACAAGCCCAACCUUGAAUUGCCGGUGCAGCACACCAUAUUAGAAGACGAUUACGUGCUGUGCCGUGUGACUUUAAUAAAAUGGGUGACAAAUUACGUACACUUCAUGAAAAAGCCAGGCAGUGAUGGUGGACAGCCAUCGUCCAUGACCAGUACUGGAUCGCAGUUCCCACAUUCGGGCACGCCCACGCCUGCGCAAUCUUUGCAUCAUGAAGAGGAAACUUCGUUUACAGUGGGAGGACAUCCGUCGGAUUCGAGCAGAGCUUCCUCACAUGAUUCGGCAUCUAUAACGCCCCAUCCAAGCUUGGAAUCAGCAGGUUCAGGUUUGUAUGAGGAACUAAGCUCAGAGCAAGUGGUCCGCGAUGUGCUCUGUUGCUGGUCCCGAGAGCACGUGGACUUCACGGUUGAAGUUCUGCGUCAAGCGUUCCUAUUGCCUUUCUCGCACGCGGCGGCUAUACGCCGGGUCAUCGCACUUUAUAAGGACUGGAUCCAGAUGAAUGUGGCGGAAAUCCCGCCGUUUCUGAUGGAGAGUAUAUACGAGCAUCAACUGGCGCAAAGCGGGGAGCCGCUGGCGCCGCCGCGGCGACUGCGCAAUGACUCGUAUUUGGGCGCCAUUGGUCGGGACAAUGUUAUGGUGCGAGCGGGGAUGCAGAACGUGCUUCAGAUAUUUAUGACGCAAGCAGCUAACGUGUUCGUAGCGAGCGCGUCGCCGGUGGCUCCGCCCGGGGGCUUGGGGUCUCCGCAACUGCUGGACGAACAGACCGACACCUGCAAGCGCGUGCUCAACAUCUACCGAUACAUGGUCAUGCACGUCGCGAUGGACGCUGCCUCUUGGGAACAAUUACUACUGGUACUGCUGCAGAUAACAUCUUUGGUCCUGACGAAAGUACCGCCCAAAAGAAAACAAGAUACCCUAGGUGGUUUUUUAGCUCCAGCGUUAUUUCAAACUCUGAUAGUGACGUGGAUAAAGGCAAAUCUGAACGUGGCAGUCAAACCAGAGCUGUGGCAAAACUUUAUGGAACUGUUGACGCGACUUACACAUUGGGAAGAUUUAAUCAAGGAAUGGGCGAAAACAAUGGAAACUUUAACAAGAGUGUUGGCAAGGCACGUUUACUCGCUAGAACUAUCGGAGACCAAUACAGCGCCCGAAGGCCGCGGCAGAGGACGGAGACCCGUGCCCGCGCCCAUACAUCCUCGACCCAUGCCCUUACGACGGCCUACCCUUGCCACUAGUGAUUCUCGGACACCAGGCAAAUCUCCACGGACGAGCCACGAAUCUCACCCGCGCAAGGAAGCGGCGCUGCGGCGGCCCCUAGCGAGGUGUCGCAGCGACCCGCACCUGCCCCGACACGCGCAAGUUCACGCGCAACAUUCUGCAGAUGAAAUCAAAGAACCAGUAAGCAGUAAACCGAGGCGGUGGUAUUCCCUGGACUCAUUGAGACAAUCGUCGCAAAACGAAGAAAGGGAUUCCGCUAGUGGUUCUCGUUCUCCAUCGCCGGCUCCAUCCAGCGGUGUGGAAAGUAGCUCUAUAAAAGAUUCUCCAUUACAAAUAGAUUUGGCUUCAGAUGGAGGAAACGUUGAAUGGUCUGAGAGCGACGCGGGCAACGGCGUGGGGGGUAUAGCCGGUCUGGGCGGGGGAGCGGGCGCGGGCGUGGGCGUGGUACUGGGCGGCGCGGCGCGCGGCUGGCUGCCCGAUGUGGCGUGCGUGCUGUGGCGCCGCAUGCUGGCCGCGCUGGGCGACCCUAACGCGCUGCGCGACCCGCAUGCGCACCACCACCUCUUCAACUACCUGGUGCACCUCAACGCGACCUUGCUCAAGAUAAGUGCGAACCAAACACUCAAUGGCAACACGGAAAUACAUGUGCCCUUCAACCUUGUGGCCGGCUGGUGCCUCGAGGCCGAGGCGUUGCCGUCCUCACACAGAGCGGGAAAGUUGGUGGCGCUGCGAUUGCUCUGCGAGGCGACGGCGGCGCAGGCGCAGGGGCCGGGCGCACCCUCCGUGUGCAGCGGCCGACCGCACCUCGCGCACUUGCAGCUCUACCAGCGAGCGCUGCACCACGGUUUGACCGGCGAAGAUAGAUCUGUAGUGGACGUGCUAGUGGAGCACGCCGCGCCGCGAUACCUGUCUCUAGCUCUUGAGGGCUAUUCGCUGCUCUUACUAGAUUUUGUACACGCUUCCACCGUCGUGCUCAAUUCCUCCGAUUGUGGACCCUCGUGCCCACGCACAGCCGCUGUGACGUUUCUAGGAUCUCUGCUCGCGCUGCCCGAUGGCCUGAUGAACGCUCCGAUGUUGCAGCCCUAUCCUCACCAGUAUAACACGGUGUCAUGUCCUGAUUUGAAGGAGCACGUACUAAAUAUCGUAGUACGGGUGUGCAGACGCGAGGGCGCGGCGGCGGCGCGCUGCGCGGGCGCGUGUGCGCUGGCGGCACACUGCUGCCAUCUGCUGGCCACGCGAACCGCCUGUCCGCGCCUGCCGUCCUACGUCACCUGUCUGCUGCAGAUGCUGAUGAUGAAAAAUAAAAUGAUAGCCAAAGUUGUGAGCGAUGCUGUGCUAGUACUGGCUGAUUAUACGGAUCGCAUCGUGGAGUUGUAUCCAGGCCUUGCUGAAAAAAUUAUAAAAUGGAUCUGCGCUUGCCUCGCUCAAAUAUCGAGCAGUAGCGGACGCGACUCAGUGAAACCCCUGGCUGGCUCGCUGUUGCUGUGCCUUGCAGAAUUCGCCGUCCGGUGCGGGCCUGCCCGACUCAUGGAAGAAAAAGAUGGCGAGCAGACCUUGCUGCUCGUUAUAUUUAGGGUUCUAUAUGCAGUGAUGAAGGGAACGAAUGGAUCUGAUAUAGAGGGUCUCGUGCUGCCCGUCGACGAGGAUUUCGACCCCAACAUUCAGCUGGACAAUUUGACGCCCAAAACUACACCGGCAUCUACCAUUGAUGUCAAACUAUGGGCUCAAACGAUAUGUUCGCAAUUGGUCCUAUAUUUAGGCCACUGGCCACUAUGGAGUGGUUGCCAAACUUCGUCGAGCGUCUGCGAGCAACACGACACAGCACUCGGCUCAGAGCUUGGGUCGGCUGUGUUAAGUGCAUCGCACGUACAACUGAUGAGGUUCAGUGACACGACGUUAGCCAGUCUCGUGGAGCUCCCGGCUAUUCAUCCGCCCUGUGGAGGUACUACGCCAGGACUUAUGACAUCGGACCGUCAAGUGCGAGUGUUACUCCGCGAUAUAUGCGGCAAGGCAUGUUGGGACGCGUCCGCGCUUUACUACGAUCCUUCGGUUGCGUCUUCGGAACCAUUAGAACUACUACCGCUACCGAAAAAUGUUGCCAGUCCCAGAGACAAUACGUUAUCAUCGCUUCCGCCGCCACUGCCUGCUGAUUUGUUACCGGACUACAAAAACUCACCACCAGACAAACAUCAGUUGGACCAUGUCUUGGCCUACAUAGGCCACACGUCGCCCGAAGUAACUUGUGGACGGCGUCUCGAUGAAGUAGGUGCUUCUCCUCUCGCUCCAGGUCUUGAAGACGAGCUGGUUUGUGCCUUGGUGGCGCACCGCAACUCUGAGCGAUAUUACGUUGCUAACCGCGACAGUGAUGACGAGUCAGAAGCUUGGGAGAGCUGUUCUGUUGGCGAGGCGGGGCCGUUUGAACAGAGUCGCCUGCUGGUGUCGCAACUUGGCACGUUAGGCGCUGCCAGACGACCGCACGCCCAACUGUUACGGCGAUCUGACAGACUGUUGAGGGAACUAAGGAACCUGGACGCUCAGAGGUGUAGGGAAACGCAUAAAGUGGCGGUGAUCUACGUGGGCAAGGGGCAGGAGACGCGCAACGAGAUCCUGUCCAACCGCUGCGGAAGCCCCGCCUACGAGGCCUUCCUGGCUGCUCUUGCUUGGGAGGUGGAGUUGGAAAGCCACGUGGGCUUCACUGGGGGCUUGCGAGGGGGAGGCGGGGGCGGGGUGAGCGCGCCCUACAUCGCUACGCUAACUUUGGAGGCUUUGUUCCAUGUCGCUACUCGAAUGCCUGCCGACACUCCGGACGCUAUACUUAACAAGACCCGGCAUCUCGGCAAUGAUGAAGUACACGUAGUGUGGAGCGAGCACUGGCGGCCGUACAAACGAGACACGCUGCCCACGCAGUUCUGUGACGUUCUCAUUGUGUUGUAUCCCUUACCCGGAGGCCUGCUGCGGUGCACCGUCUCCAGGAAACCCGACGUGUCGGUAUUCGGUCCGUUGUGGGAAGAAUGCGUGAUACGCGUGAGCUGCUGCGCGGCGCUGGUCCGCGGCGCGGCGUUCGCGGGCGGGCGCGCGGUGCGCGCGACCAUGCCGCUGUACCAGCACGCGUGCAGCGAGCGCGCGCGCGACCUGGACGCGCUGGUGCACAACCACACGCAGGCCGCCACCUUCGAGACCUUCGUGACGCGCGUGCGCGAGCCCGUGCCGCAGCCGCACCUCACGCACGAACAAGCUACGGAUCAAAACAGCGCUCGUCUCGCAAACGCUCUAAUAGACCACGGCGCGAGCUCGUGGGGCGGCGUGGGCGAGCCGCACUCCGUGUCUCCGCGCCCCACCAAGCGCCUCGGCCCUUUCAAGCGCCCCCCGCAGCCCGCCGCCUCUCAGCCCACCGCCCGCCACAACCGGUGAGCGGGGGUACCACCAGCAUAAUAUCCCAGCAUUGUUCUAUGGGAGCCUGCUAGCCGCGUCGCAACAUACCGCUCGGUGGUAUCCCCACCAUAACACUUUCGUUAUACUUCGACAUCUUCUACCAUAUAGCCCUAUAAGCCUUUGUCAAACACACGGUGAAAUACAAACUGAACACGUAGCGCAAGCAAACCGAGGCGGAGAUGUCAAACUAAGCGCGAGCACACAGCGGACCGAGUACGUGGCGAAAGGGAAACGAGACUGAGGCGUCGCGCAAUCCUGAGUCGCCACAGCUCGAAUGAGUAUCCACGCCAAAGCGCUGCUAUUAAUUUUAAAAAUAAAUGUGGAGUGAAACGGAUUUUGAUGAAAAUUUUUCGGUGUCCAUCUCGUCCGCGAGUCAAAUAAUUUGUAAACAAACAACUGGCACGCUUUGCCUUUGCAUCGCGACUCGUUCUGUCGUUCAUACAAAGUCAGCUAUUACAGUUAUCUCGCUCACGCCUCGCUUCGCCUUCUCGCCUGUGGUUUGUCUUGGUGUGUGGUUCGCUGCGGAAACAGUUCGUUCCGCUUCGCUUUCGCAUUUCUACGUGACCAGAUUCGAGCGACACCGGACAUUACAAAAUAAUGCAUCGCCACGCGUUUGGUUCGCCGUGUGUUUGACAAAGGCUAUAGGUAUAAAGUUCGCUCAAUUCGAACUAACACAGCGUAUUCAGCAACUAUGAUAGUUGGUAGUCCAAGGCGCGACCUCGUAGGCGGACCUUAUAGUUCUUGAAAUCUUACGCUUACUAUAAAUACUUUUUAUUCUCUCCAUUGUAAAAAUAAGCUUUAUCGUAGCGGGUCUUUUGGAUAUUUAAAUGUCGGCAUUAUUAGAACGAUAUUUAAAUUUCAGUUUGCAGUUGUCUGUAGUCUGCGUUAGCCCUAAGGCAUCCACCACGCAAUCUCCACGGGCGAGGGAAUCGCAGUGAGUCCUACUACUAUCUUCAGCUAUAGUAUCGCCCUGUUGAGAUUGUUCUAUAAGAGUUGUAUUAUAUAAUUUGGUGGCACAGCCGUGAUUCUCACGUCCGUGGAGAUGGGCUUAGGCUGAGGUCUAUAAAACGUACUUUGACUUGGCCUGACGUUUGCGUUAUAACAUCUGAAAGGCCUGAACUUAAGACAAACGAGACAGAUUUACGUCCAUCACAUAAAUAUGUCUUGUUUUAACUCUAAGCAAAACCUGUGUAAAGUCAUAGCUCUAUAGAUUUAGUAUGAGAGUCAUGAUAAGCUGCAACUGCAUAGUGAACUACAAUCUUCCCUUCAUUGUCAUAAACAUGUCCGCUUGAGUGGUUAAGAAUGAUAGCGCUUUUGGACUUAUGAACAAUAGUUCGAGCGGUCCCUAUACAGCUGCUCUGGCAAAAGGACUUGAAUAUCUAUAUCAACACAUUACAGGUAACUUGAUCAUUAUUAUCCAUUUCAUUAAUACCCAUUUCAUGAUUUGUUUAGUUCAUAGCAAAUUGCAGACAUGGGGGAUUUGAUUAUUAUUAUUAAUAUUAGAUUAUUUUAUUAUUAUUAGGCAUAAUUUAUAGUCAGUGUAACUAAUGUCGUCCACGGUGAGAUUGUUUACACUAAAGUAAAAUAUGAUAUGGACUUAAUGAAAUUUU